Messenger RNA from Temnothorax curvispinosus, 2550 nucleotides. RefSeq names its product G-protein coupled receptor Mth2-like. The coding region runs from base 545 to 2359 and encodes 604 amino acids. Gene Ontology annotation, cellular component: membrane. Lineage: Eukaryota; Metazoa; Arthropoda; Insecta; Hymenoptera; Formicidae. The transcript has 5 exons. Gene Ontology annotation, molecular function: G protein-coupled receptor activity. The record is from RefSeq and is a predicted model, not a curated record. Gene Ontology annotation, biological process: cell surface receptor signaling pathway; G protein-coupled receptor signaling pathway.
ACAGACAGACAGACAGACAGACAGACAGACAGACAGACGUCCGGUACUUAUAUAUAUAGAUAGAUUAGAAUGACAUGAUUGCUUCUUAAUAUCCGUCACUAUAUUAUAAGCGAAAGGACUGCGCAUUAUCCUGAGACGAAGUUUUGAAAUUAGUAUCUGUACGUGUGAAACUUUCGUCCUUCGUUUGUAAUUAAUCAUUCAUCAUGGUUUCUUGCUUUUUAAAAGAAUUAUCUUGUAUUUUACAUACGCUAAAGAUGUUGCUUUCAAAGAAGCCAAAAUCUCUUUUUGUCGCUUUGUCACCAUUCACAGCCGACCGAGAACUUUAUCUGGUCGAGGUACUUUACCUUUUUCAGUCAUCGACGUCAUCGAUUUUCCCAACACACGUUCGCAUGCCCAUUCAAAAAUCAGGUUCAUUCUUUGCUCCUCAUACAAAACCGUUGCAGAAUACAAUUAUUACUCUCGUUUCUGUUUCAAUUGGCUGUUAUGUUAUAUUGGCUGUUAGACAUUUAGGAGCCAGAAGCCAAACUGGAUCAAUAGUUUAACGAUGUGUCCACCAAAUAUUGUACUUUGGUGUUUCGUACUUCUACUUGUCGCUUCGUUCUCGAAGUCUCAGAUAAAUUCUACGAAUGGCGAUGAGCGGAGUGACAACUCGAUGGUGCGAUACCAUCCUCUCAUAAAUUCUGUGAAAUACUUCAAAUACCGAAAUGACGAGAUGGAGUCAACACAGUGCAAUUCAUGUAAAAAUUCUAUCAAGAAUGGCGACGAGAUGCAAUAUGAGUCCCGUGUUAAUUCUACAAAGAACGCGGAUCGUAAGAAUGAUGAUUCGAUGUGGUACGAGUCUCGAGAACAUAUCAUAAAAAAUCGCGAACAGAGUAAUCAGAUGUCUAUGGAGUCCUACGCGAAUUCUACAGAGAUCAACGUUACAGACUCCACGUUACAAAAAGAAGAAAAUCUCACGAAGGUUGAAAGCGAGAGCGAUUCCACGCCGAACGAACUCUAUGGAAAUUCUACUACAGACGACUAUGAUAAUACUACGGCCGUCAUUGUUCCAUACAAAGCGUGUGACAACGUUACUUGUAUUCAGCUCUGUUGUCCUUUUGGUGAUAACCUAACGUCGCGGGGGAAAUGCGUCGCUGACGGGCCGGGUAAUUAUUCCUUCCCAAGGGUAUUUGCAUACAAUUUCAAGGGUAAAAGGCUGAACGAACUAUUUCGACUGACUGUCCACGAUCCGUGCGUUCUACAAGGAUUAGAACGCGGUCAGCUUAAUUAUCAUGGAUAUGUGUUCCUCAACAAUGGCUCUUUAUACCUGGGCCCUGACACUCCACUCAUUUUACCGACAUCUUACUGCGUUGCCAUCUUGCAGCGGAACAUUUACGACACGAUCGUAUGCACUAAUCAGAUUAAAGUUCCGAUAUAUAUAUCUGCGUGCCUUCUAAUAUCUUUGCCGUUUCUACUGUUGACAUUCAUUGUAUAUUCCAUAUUGCCAGAGCUUCAGAAUAUGCAUGGUUACACAUUGCGCGCACAUGUUGCCUCAUUGUUCGUUACGUACGCGAUUAUGUAUUUUGGCCAACAAAAUUUUGAACUAUCUGAAUGGAGAUAUUGCGUUCCACUGGCCUAUAUUUUCAAUUUCUCGUUUUUGUCGACCUUCUUUUGGUUAAACGUAACGUGCUUCGAUAUUUGGUGGACAUUCAGAGGACUCCGUUCGCAUCAAACUAACAUGAAGCAAGACAAAAAGAGGUUCGUAAUGUAUUCGCUCUACGCGUGGGGAAUAACCUUUAUCCUAAACGUUAUAUGUGCCAUCAUGGAUUAUGCUCCCGGAAUACCAGAAAGCUAUAUCCGACCGGAAAUGUGCAAGAUACAAUUUUGGUUCAGUGAUAAAGAUGCAAAAACGUUAUAUUUUUACAUACCCAUGGGUGCUACUAUCAUCAGUAACAUUUGUUUCUUCAUUGCUACAACGCUAACGAUUCUGUACCAGAAUAUACGUACAGCCCAUCAACUGAGAGAUGCGGAAAGCAGACGUCACAAUGAAAAUAAGCAGAGGUUUAAUAUGUAUCUGAAACUAUUUAUAGUGAUGGGAAUAACCUGGGUUAUGGAGUUAAUAGCGUGGUCGAUCAAUGUCGAUUUUGUGCCUGCGAUCGUCUGGUCCCCUAUCAACAUAAUAAAUGGCUUGCAAGGUGUCAUUAUUUUCAUCAUAUUCGUGUUUAGAAAGAAAGUCAAGCAGCUGCUACUGAAACGAUUCGGUGGACGGAAUUGCGGCCCGUUUUGUAAGAUUCCAAUGAGCAGCGAUAGUACGAUGAAUACCGUUUCCACAUCGGGAUCAGGAACGCAUCCCAUGCGAGAGAUCAGUUCCUCUAAUUAGUAGCUAUUAUAAUAAUUUCCAAUUAAUUCUAUUCAUAACGCUGCAAUAUAAAGAAAAAAUUUUAUAAUAUUACGGAUGAGUUAAUUAGUAUAGUUAAUCUCAGCGCCAUAAUUUAAUUCUCCAAUCGAAGAUUGAUCUUAUAUUAUAUUGUAAUUCUUAUAUUAUAUUAUAUCGCUUUCUUUGAAAACAAU